Messenger RNA from Haliotis rubra (blacklip abalone), 741 nucleotides. RefSeq lists its product as uncharacterized. The transcript has 6 exons. The coding region runs from base 1 to 741 and encodes 246 amino acids. The record is from RefSeq and is a predicted model, not a curated record. Lineage: Eukaryota; Metazoa; Mollusca; Gastropoda; Lepetellida; Haliotidae.
AUGGCAAUGUAUUGUUAUUCACUGUACACAAGGAAACUGAAGUGUUUUGCCAUUCACAGGGUCUCUGCAGGCAGCUACUAUGAUGUUGGUUAUGAAGGAUCUGAGGACUUUACAUCCAGUAUUUACUGUUCUUGUUCUGAGGGAGGAGAAAAGUUGUGCGGAUAUUCCCAGAACAUUGAUGAGUGUAGUAUUUCAACAGGUGUGGAAUACACUCAAGAACUACUGAAGGAUCAGCGGGACCAGUCCUUAUCACAGUUUACAGGCAGGCGUAAAAGGCAAACAACAGGGUUCAAGUAUGACCCGAAUUACCAUGACUCACAAGUUUUAGUGACCCCAAUCCAUGACUCACAAACUGCAACUUGGCCAACUGCAAGUGGCACAACAGAAGAACAAGCCCGCACCCUAUGUACCAACAAAGUCAGAUCAGCUCAGUUGGAGUGUGCAAACUUUGAUCCCCAAAACUACACUGUAGAAAUACAAAAGUGUGUCCAAGAUAUCAAGCUGACUGACAACCAGGAUUGGUCAGAAUCUGCUCUACAGGAUGUACAGACAAGAUGCCUGAGUUCUGUUUCCAGGAAUGCUGGAGCCUGGGAGCAGCAGAACAACACAGCCAUACUUCCACGUCAGGUCGUGAAAACCCUCUGUCCUGGUUACUGCACGGGCAAUGGCACAUGUGAUGACACACGUAAAUGUGUAUGUAAUACCGAGGUCCAGACUCUCUAUCAACAUGGCACAAAGUAA